Molecule: messenger RNA, 1235 nt
Organism: Heteronotia binoei (common prickly gecko)
Lineage: Eukaryota; Metazoa; Chordata; Lepidosauria; Squamata; Gekkonidae
Product: eukaryotic translation initiation factor 3 subunit F-like
Exons: 8
Coding region: 1-960 (319 amino acids)
Biological process (GO): translational initiation
Cellular component (GO): eukaryotic translation initiation factor 3 complex, eIF3m
Molecular function (GO): metallopeptidase activity; translation initiation factor activity; translation initiation factor binding
Source: RefSeq, a predicted model, not a curated record
AUGGCGGCCUCGGCGUCCAGCGCUCCUCAGGCUUUGGCCGCGGCCCCCUCCUCGCCCGCCGCCGCCCCCCCGCAGCCCGCGCCGCCCCCGCCGCCCGCUCCUGCGCCCCCUCCUCCGCCCCCCGCGGCGCUCUCGGCGCCCUUCCCCGGCGGGCGGGCCGUGCGCAUCCACCCGGUGGUGCUGGCCUCCGUCGUCGACAGCUUCGAGCGCCGCAACGAGGGCGCCGCCCGCGUCAUCGGGACCCUCCUCGGCAUGGUGGACAAACACUCCGUGGAAGUCACCAACUGCUUCUCAGUCCCUCAUAAUGAGUCAGAAGAUGAGGUGGCAGUUGACAUGGAGUUCGCCAAGAAUAUGUAUGAGCUGCACAAGAAGGUUUCCCCGAGUGAGAUUAUUCUGGGAUGGUACGCAACAGGACAUGACAUCACAGAACACUCUGUUUUGAUCCAUGAAUACUACAGCCGAGAAGCACACAGCCCAAUUCACCUAACUGUGGACAGCAGUCUGCAAAAUGGACGCAUGAGCAUUAAGGCCUAUGUCAGUACUGCCAUGGGGGUCCCUGGGAAGACCAUGGGGGUGAUGUUCACACCUCUCACAGUGAAGUAUGCCUACUAUGACACGGAACGGAUAGGAGUUGACCUCGUCAUGAAGACUUGCUUCAGCCCCAAUCGCGUGAUCAGUUUGUCCAGCGACCUACAGCAGGUGGGGGCAGCUUCUGCUCGGAUUCAGGAUACCCUGAGCACCGUGCUGCAGUACGCAGAAGAUGUGCUGUCUGGCAAAGUGGCUGCUGACAACACCGUUGGCCGUUUCCUGAUGGAUCUCAUCAACCAGGUGCCGAAGAUCUCCCCGGAGGACUUUGAGACCAUGCUGAACAGCAAUAUCAACGACCUGUUGAUGGUGACUUAUUUGGCAAACCUCACACAGUCCCAGAUCGCGCUCAAUGAAAAAAUCCUAAACCUGUAAUGGAACUUGUGCCCAUCAUGCAAGAAAAAAGCAUGAAGAGAACCAGAUGGGUCCCCGUAAUCCAAAACCUUAGCUGGACUGUAAUUUUGGAAAGGCCUGCUCAUGAAACCUUCCUGUCUGCAGCCCUCCAGAGACAAAGAGAUCGCAAAGAUAAAUUGCAUAAUUAAGAGUGAGUCAGCAACUCACAAACUGUUUGGUUUCUGUGAUUCUAAGUAUCACACCAUUUCUCUUUUGUAAGGAUAUUUGGCUCUAAAUGAGUAAAAAUUCGAUGCACA